AAAACUCCCAACCCAUCAAAUUUAUUAGUCCCUCACUCCCUAUCAUUUCGUUUUACCAAGUUCAUAUACUAAAAAAUUUUAUUCAUUACUACCCAAAUACUUGAGCAUUACAUACUAGUAUCUUCAUCAUCAUUAUCAAUAGUCACUAGAAAAUGGUACCAAAAGUUCGUGCAGGAAUGGAAGUGGACAUGGCUGGGAAUGAGGACUCUGGAAAAAGUGUAGUAAAGGGAGAGAAAAUGAAGUAUUAUCUAGAGAAAGUGAAAAGGCUUCCUAAAUUGGUUUGGAAAACUAUGUGGAGAGUUGGGAAAGAAGAUCCAAGGAGAGUGAUUCAUGCCUUGAAAGUUGGUUUGUCACUAACACUGGUUUCGUUGUUGUAUUUGAUGGAGCCUUUGUUUGAAGGGAUUGGACAGAAUGCCAUUUGGGCUGUGAUGACCGUUGUUGUCGUUCUUGAGUUCACCGCGGGGGCAACUUUGUGCAAAGGACUAAACAGAGGAUUAGGAACUUUGAUAGCUGGAUCAUUGGCAUUCUUGGUGGAGUACAUAGCCACUGAAACCGGUCACGUUUUCCGAGCUGUUUUUAUCGGAACAGCUGUUUUUGUCAUUGGAGCAUUAUCAACUUAUUUAAGAUUCUUUCCCUACAUAAAGAAGAACUUUGAUUAUGGGGUUGUAAUAUUCAUGUUGACGUUUAAUCUGAUAACUGUGUCGAGUUACCGAGUCCACAAUGUGUUAAAAAUCGCUCAUGAACGAUUCUACACCAUUGCAAUCGGCUGUGGUAUUUGCCUACUUAUGAGUCUACUCGUUUUUCCAAACUGGUCCGGGGAAGACCUUCACAAUAACACUGUUUUCAAGCUUGAAUGCAUAGCCAAAUCCAUUGAAGCUUGUGUGGAUGAAUAUUUCAACGUUGAUGUACUUGAAGAAGAUGUUGACAAAUCAGCUGAAGAAGAUCUCGUAUACAAAGGUUUCAAGGCUGUUUUAGACUCCAAAUCUAUUGAUGAGACAAUGGCUUUACAUGCAAGUUGGGAGCCAAGGCACUCAAGACACUGUCACAGAUAUCCAUGGCAGCACUAUGUUAAAUUGGGAGGAGUUCUUCGCCAAUUUGGAUACACUGUCGUAGCUCUUCAUGGCUGUUUGCAAACUGAAAUUCAGACCCCAAAAUCAGUACGAACUCUAUUCAAAGAUCCAUGCAUCAGAGUAGCAAAAGAAGUGUCAAAAGCUCUUAGGGAGCUAGCCACCAGCAUAAAAAACCGCCGCCAUUGCUCGCCGGAGAUCCUCUCAGACCACCUCCACGAGGCCUUACAAGACCUGAACACGGCCAUCAAAUCCCAACCCCGCCUCUUCCUUGGCUCAGACAAAGGUGGCUCCGCCACAAACAACAUGCUGGCCUUAGCCGCGGCGCACGCUGCCUCGGCGGGGAAGCGUACACCGCGAGAAAGCGAACAGAAACAACCGCACUUGUUCAGCCAUUCACACCUGUCUAGCGUGAAGACUGACUCGUCAGCCUUGAUGGAGUGGAAAAGCAAAGGAGGAGAGAUCAACAACCGUAGUCAAAACAAGAUGCUGAGGCCUCAGCUCAGCAAGAUCGCCAUAACCAGCCUGGAGUUCUCGGAAGCUCUGCCGUUUGCGGCGUUUGCUUCGUUGCUGGUUGAGACAGUGGCGAAGCUUGAUAUUGUUAUUGAGGAAGUUGAGGAGUUGGGAAGAUUGGCUUGUUUUGCUGAGUAUAAGGAAGAUGACAGUGUUACUGUUACCUGUGAAACUCCAAGAGUCAACGUUGUCCAAAAUCAGUUGCCCUCUCAUGGAGCUGACUAGGAUAAAUUUUAUCAAAACACUUGUGUUCUAAAUUUAUCAUGAUUAAGAGUUUUUUUUUUUUUAAUAUUUUUAGAUAGGAUAUUGUUUACCGAGUUUUUCGGAAACGAAUAACUAACAGAAUAAUAAAAAGAUAAGAACUGUAGAAAUACUGAAAUGUAACUAAACAAACAGUGUUUUUACGUGGUUCAGGCGUUAACAAGCCCUAGUCCACGAGUCGAUGUUAUUAUACUUG
This is a messenger RNA of Humulus lupulus (European hop), 2037 nucleotides long. RefSeq names its product aluminum-activated malate transporter 12-like. The transcript has 6 exons. Gene Ontology annotation, biological process: malate transport. The coding region runs from base 153 to 1805 and encodes 550 amino acids. Gene Ontology annotation, cellular component: plant-type vacuole membrane. The record is from RefSeq and is a predicted model, not a curated record. NCBI's taxonomy places the organism in Eukaryota, Viridiplantae, Streptophyta, Magnoliopsida, Rosales, Cannabaceae.